This is a messenger RNA of Plodia interpunctella (Indianmeal moth), 1821 nucleotides long. Its product is annotated as esterase FE4-like. Bases 23 to 1618 code for a protein of 531 amino acids. The record is from RefSeq and is a predicted model, not a curated record. The transcript has 3 exons. NCBI's taxonomy places the organism in Eukaryota, Metazoa, Arthropoda, Insecta, Lepidoptera, Pyralidae.
AACAAAGAGCACGUUUGUCAAAAUGGGUCCAGUUGUAGAGAUAAAUCAGGGUAAACUAGAAGGUAUCGAAUGUAGUGAUAACACCUUUAUAUUUAGGGGUAUACCCUACGCUAAACCACCGAUUGGUCAGCUGAGAUUUUCCGACCCCUUACCUCCAAAGUCCUGGACAGGAAUACGAGAUGCAACAAAACCAUGCAACACUUGUUUUCAAAAGACCAUGCACUCUCCUGACAACACCUUAAUCGGAGACGAGGAUUGUUUAUAUUUGAACGUAUUCACACCUGAACUUCCUUCAAAGAGCUCAUCUCUUCGCCCUGUCAUGGUUUUUAUCCAUGGUGGAGGGUUUGUUUACGGAAAUGGAACCGAUUAUGAGCAGACGGAUGUACAUAGCAAUUUUGUGGAAAGAGGCGUAGUCGUUGUAACGUUUAACUACAGACUUGGAAUACUUGGAUUUUUAAGUUUGGACUUGAAAGAUGCUCCAGGAAAUAUGGGGUUGAAAGAUCAAACUCUUGCACUUAAAUGGGUAAAAAAGAAUAUCGAUAAGUUUGGUGGAAACCCUAAUGAUGUAACUCUUUAUGGAGUAAGCGCGGGUGCAGCAUCUGUUGAAUAUCUGAUGGUUUCACCUAUGUCCAGGGGACUUUUUCACAAAGCAAUUGCUCAGUCCGGUUCGUCAAUGUCUCCCUGGUCUCACACAAGUGUCAUUAAAGAUAUAAGCCGCAAAAUAUCAGUUUUCAAAGGAAUAUUUUUUUCAAAUGAUGCUGAAAUUCUACAAUAUCUAAAAAAAAUGCCAAUUGAAGAUUUAAUCCUAACUACAGAUAGAGUUACAUUGGCUGAAAAUAUGCCUGGCGGCAUAUCCUUUGGAUUUUGUCCAUGUAUAGAGAAGCCAGAUGGCUGGCAAGCCUUUUUAGAGGAAUCAGAGUAUGAACUGCUAAAACAAGGCAAUUUUGCAAAAGUGCCAUACAUGACCACCUAUGACAGUAGAGAAGGUCUGAUUGUCGCAACUUGUGGUUCAAAUUUACAGAAAAUGGUCACCGAGAAAAAUUUCGGUGAAUUUUUGAAAAGAUACUUUAGAAUGGAUGAUGCUACAGCUGCCGAAUACAACGCCAAAUUCAAAAAACUUUAUUUAUCGCUGAACAUUUUUCCUGAACCGGAUGCUUUUGCCAUAGAAUUCUUUUCGGAUUUAGACUUUCUUGCUGGAAUAUAUUUAGCAGCUAAGAUGAUGUCUAAAUAUAACCCGUCUGUAUAUUUAUUAGAAUUUUCUUAUGAAGGCAAUUUGGGCAUUAUAAAGAAACUGUUUUCGCUACAUAACUACAAGGGAACCUGUCACGGUGACGAUUGGGGAUACAUUUUGAAAAACAACCAUAUACUUGAAGGAAUUCAACCUUCCGAAGCUGAUAAAGUAACAAGCCAGCGAUUAUUAACGUUAUAUACAAACUUCAUCAAACAUGGGAAACCUACUAUUGAAAUAAAUGACAUUAUCCCUACACACUGGGAGCCUGUUGAGUAUUCCAACGUGAAGUACCUCGAGAUGACUGAGGAUCUGAAGAUGAAGAGCAACCCGAUGCAUGAACGAAUGGCACUAUUCGAAGAACUAUAUGACAAAUAUUUCGCAAAGUAAUGUAAACCAAUCUACUUCAUAUUGUUAAACAUACAUACGUGUAAACCAUUGUAAACCCUGACUGAUUAAUAGGCUUCGAAGUUACGAAAAUACCUCCAAUUUGGGUGAAAGUUUAUAAAUGCAAUAUAAAUAUAAAAAAUAAUUUAUUAUAUGUUAAUGCGCAGCAGCAUGCAUUGACAUACAAAAAAAAUAUUUUUAUAGCA